UAAGUGACGCAUGCGUGGAGGAUAUGCGCUUUGCAGCAAAGUCCUCCUUUACUCCACACACGCUUCUAAGCCUCGCUACUAACUACACUUUAUUCAUCCUCCGUGUCAGGAUAAACUCCACUCGUCUCACUCAACUUUGGACAUUAUUAGGCCCGCUUAGCUUGCUACUUGUUUUAGCGCGCUAGUUAGCUUUGCAUACUAGUUGUUUUAGCGCGCUAGUUAGCUUAACAUGCUAGUUAGCUUAGCUUGUUAGCUGCUAACAAAGAGACGAGGAUUUGAUCAACACAUCGCUUAGUUAAGAUCAAGUGUGAGUGUAAAGUGUUGUGAUUGUGUGAAAAUGUGUGAAAGAACGAUAGCAGAGUACAAAGAGGAACUUUCUCGGAUGAAAGAAGACAACAAAAGACUACGUCAACUACUGGACGCUGUUUUCAAGAAACCUCAAGUUGUGUUACACAGAACAGACGUCUGUGAAGAUUAUCUUCACUCUGAUCAACAGCAGUGGAGCUUCAGGAUGGAAUACUCACUCAUCCCCCAUUUUAAAGAGGAAGAGGUGGAUCCACUGACCCCUCACGUUAAGGAAGAAGAGGAGGACCCACUGACCCCUCACAUUAAAGAGGAAGAGGAGGAACACAGCAUCAGUCAGCAUGUUGAAGGAGUGGAGGAGGUUGAUGUCACCAAGAUGCCAGUGACUGGUGUCCCUGUGAAGAGUGAAGGUGAUGAGGUCAAAGACAUCCAUCAGCUGAUUGGACACCAAGAAGAAUGUCUCCCUCAUCUGCAGGGGGACAGUUUCACUUUAGAGGAUCCACAGCCCUCACAUUUUAAAGGGGACAAGGAGGAUCCACAGCCCCCUUAUUUUAAAGAGGAAGAGGAGGGAGAGUGUGUUGUAGGGCAGGAGGAGGAUGAUGUCAUGACUGUUGUCUCUGUGAAGACUGAAGAGCAUGAAGACAAAGCACGUGAGUCCUCACAGCUUCAUCACAGUCCAAAUGUCCAGCAGGUGUCAGCGGGGAGUCAUGAAGAGGAGUGGCACACCAGUGUGGGACAGAAGGAGCUACAGGCCCCCUCCCACAUUAAAGAGGAGCAGCUUCAUGAUUUAAGAUGAAGCUCAGUCCUUACAGCUUCAUCACAGUCAAAGUGAGGAGAACAGAGGGGCGGAGCUUGUAAGUCAACACAUCACAGAAGCUGAUGGAGAGCAUUGUGAAGAUAUAAAGUCAGAACCAGACAGCAUCUUUGCUCCACUGUCAGACAUGGACCACAUGAUGUCACACUCUUCUGAUCACAGUGACCACAUCCAAAAACCUUUGGAGAGUCAAAAUGACUCUAAAGGUGAUACGAGACAUCACACUAACAACAAACACUUUGACUGCUCUCAAUGUGGGAAAUCAUUUAGACACAAGAGUCAUUUUACAGAACACACGAGAAUACAUACUGGAGAGAAACCUUUUACUUGCUCCGUUUGUGAGAAGAGUUUCCUAAGGAAGGGUGACAUGACCAAACACAUUAGGAGGUCACACACUGGAGAUAAACCUUUUCCUUGCUCAGCUUGUGCUAAAAGAUUCAACACUAAGAAUGACAUGACCAGACACAUGAGAACACACACUGGUGAAAAAACUUUUGCUUGCUCAGUUUGUGCUAAAAGAUUCAACGCUAAGAAGGAAAUUAUAUUACACAUGAGUACACACACAGGUGAGAAACCUUUUACUUGCUCUGUUUGUAAGAAGAGUUUCUCCAGAAAGCAAAGCAUGACCACACACAUGAGAACACACACUGUAAAGAAACCUUUCCUUGCUCAGCUUGUUCUAAAAGAUUCAACACCAAGAAACACAUUAUAUUACACAUGAGAACACACACAGGUGAGAAACCUUUUACUUGCUCUGUUUGUAAGAAGAGUUUCUCCAGAAAAGACAACAUGACCACACACAUGAGAAUACACACUGGAGAGAAACCGUUUAGUUGCACUGUGUGUGAUAAGAUGUUCAGGUUUAAGAAUCAGGUGAGUAAACACAAGUGUGUAACAGUCAUGGAAGCUGCAGGGAUUUAAAAAGACUUAAACUGUGAUUGUGCUAAAUGUAGUUUAAAAACACAGCAUGUUUAAUAAGAAUGUAUAUUUGAUGUUGUAUGUAGUGCUUCUCAUCUUCUAGUCUUAUAUGUUGUCCUGUACUUACUUUUUAAGUUGUGUGCAUGUAUGUAAUAUUAUAUAUGUAGCUACUUUUUUAUUCUAUUUUCUCAUUGUGAAAGAGAGGACAUUUUAUUUUUUUAAUUUGUUUUUUUUCACACAUUUUUCCCAUUGCAUUUUAUUGAUGUUAUUAUCCAAUUAAAAGUAUGAAUGAAUAAAAUGGUUCACACAAUGUGGACUCUGGUAGAUUAGCAGCAUUGUUACAUCAUGGAUGUUAACUACUGCAAAACAUCAACAAAGAAGAAAAAUGCUGAAGUUAGCAACACAUCACUGAACUUUAGAGCCAUCGUGAGUGGAGUUGCUUGUUUUUAUUGCUGCAUUUCUACUUAUUUCACCUCACAUCUUCACUUUUAAUACUAAAGUCUUCUUCACAUAUAUUGUUGUAGGCUUCUAACAUUUAUGUUUCUGAUGUGUGUGUAGUCUGUGGAAAGGGUUGUUGUCCCUUGUGGAUCCAAUUGUUCACUUGCACAUGUACAUCUUCAUCAUCAUCAUCAUCAUCACCGGCCCAAUACUGGAUGAAACCUUAGCAUUAAUGUUUUAAUAUAAGUGUGACCUCAAUAUUCCUUGAUAAUAAGACUAAAAAUACAGAUUUAAGUUCUGUAUUAGAGUGCUUCAUGUAGUACUCCAACUCGCCACACUGAGAAGUGGGGGCGAUCAUGAGCUAGCAGAUGCAUGUUGCUAUCAUGUUUUAUCAGCGAGGAAGACAGCAUUUGUGUUUACUUUUUGUCAGAUCCAAGUUUUAAUGCUCUGCUGAAUAAAUGAAUGACUAUGGCUGCCAAUAUGGAGGAUUAUAUAUAUAUUUAACAUCAAAUACUUCUCUUAACAGGUAGAAAAAUGACACCACAAUAAAAGUGAAACAGCAGUAGGACUCAGUAAAUAUUUUAUUAAUUGACUAAUUAAUGAACUAUAAAGAGUAACAU
Entelurus aequoreus (snake pipefish) is the source of this 3093-nucleotide messenger RNA. RefSeq lists its product as uncharacterized. The record is from RefSeq and is a predicted model, not a curated record. The transcript has 4 exons. Lineage: Eukaryota; Metazoa; Chordata; Actinopteri; Syngnathiformes; Syngnathidae. Bases 338 to 1099 code for a protein of 253 amino acids.